Messenger RNA from Carica papaya (papaya), 2443 nucleotides. It is a transcript of the gene CPK34, whose product is annotated as calcium-dependent protein kinase 34. Gene Ontology annotation, molecular function: ATP binding; calcium ion binding; protein kinase activity. Gene Ontology annotation, biological process: protein phosphorylation. The record is from RefSeq and is a predicted model, not a curated record. Lineage: Eukaryota; Viridiplantae; Streptophyta; Magnoliopsida; Brassicales; Caricaceae.
GGGUUUGGUUAAAAAGAAGUUUCAAAACCAGAAAAAAGAAAAAAAGGGCGAAUUGAAAACUGUUGGUAUAGAUAGGAUUUGAUUUCUUGUUGAGUUGUUAACAGCUCCUCUCAACUAGAUGGAAGAGGAAGAAAGUAAAAGAAAAGUGAGUAGCUGUAAACUACGUAAAAGAACAGAGAGAAAAUGAGAGAAUUUUCCCGGAAAAUUCUCUCAGCCCUGAUUACCCCUAAACAGAUUCAAAGACAACCAGAGAAACCACCUAAAAUUUCUCACUAUCAAUCCCCUUAGUUUUUCCAAACCCAAAAAAAAAAAAAAAAAAAAAAAAGAACACCAAACCUUGUUCGCUACCAUCCUUCCAUUCCUCCCUCCUUUCUUUUCUCACAUGUCUUUCUCUGCCUAAAUCACCCACCUUCUUCUUCAAAAAAUAUCUCCCAAGAAAAUUUCGUACUUUUCCUUUUCUGGUCUUCUUCUCCCAAGGGCUCUCUUUUCCCCCUCCCUUGUGUGUCUCUCCCUUCUGUCAAAUGGGCAAUUGUUGCUCACAGGGCAACUCUGCGGAUGCCCCCAACAGUGAAAAGGGAGAAACCACACCUGAAAAUGGCACCGACAAUCCCCAUUCAGCCCCUGACAGCUCCACCACUCCUCCCAAACAACCUUCCACUUCCCCCGGCGCCUCCUCAAAACCAUCCAAGGCUGCUCCAAUCGGCAAUGUCCUUGGCCGUCCCAUGGAGGAUGUCAAGUCCCUCUACACCAUUGGAAAAGAACUUGGUAGAGGCCAGUUUGGCAUAACUCAUCUCUGCACCCUUAAAUCCACCGGCGAACAGUUCGCCUGUAAGACCAUUGCCAAACGGAAACUGGUGAACAAGGAGGAUAUUGAAGAUGUGAGAAGGGAGGUUCAGAUCAUGCACCAUUUGACUGGUCAACCCAAUAUUGUGGAGCUCAAGGGAGCUUACGAGGACAAGCAUUCUGUCCAUUUGGUUAUGGAGUUAUGUGCCGGAGGAGAGCUUUUUGACAGGAUCAUCGCCAAGGGACAUUACACAGAGCGAGCUGCUGCUUCCUUGUUGAGAACCAUUGUGCAGAUUGUUCAUACCUGUCAUUCCAUGGGUGUUAUUCAUAGAGAUCUCAAGCCUGAAAAUUUCCUUCUCCUUAACAAAGAUGAGAAUUCUCCUCUCAAGGCUACAGACUUUGGCCUCUCUGUGUUUUACAAGCCAGGAGAAGUGUUCAAAGACAUUGUCGGCAGCGCGUAUUACAUCGCGCCAGAAGUCUUGAAGAGGAGAUAUGGACCGGAGGCUGAUAUUUGGAGUAUUGGAGUCAUGUUGUAUAUUCUCUUAUCUGGUGUUCCACCGUUUUGGGCGGAAUCGGAACAUGGAAUAUUCAACGCGAUCCUACGUGGUCACAUCGACUUUACAAGCGAUCCAUGGCCUUCAAUCUCACCUCAAGCCAAGGAUCUUGUCAGAAAGAUGCUAAAUUCAGACCCCAAACAGAGGUUGACAGCCGUCCAAGUUCUUGGGCAUCCGUGGAUCAAGGAGGAUGGAGAAGCACCUGACACUCCUCUUGACAAUGCAGUAUUGACACGGCUCAAGCAGUUCAAGGCCAUGAACAAUUUCAAGAAAGUUGCACUCCGUGUUAUUGCAGGGUGCCUAUCCGAAGAAGAAAUCAUGGGAUUAAAGGAGAUGUUCAAAGGCAUGGAUACUGACAAUAGUGGAACCAUAACCCUUGAGGAGCUGAAGCAAGGACUUGCCAAACAAGGAACAAGACUAUCUGAAUAUGAAGUCAAACAAUUAAUGGAAGCUGCUGAUGCAGAUGGCAAUGGGACAAUAGAUUAUGACGAAUUCAUCACAGCCACAAUGCAUAUGAACAGAAUGGAUAGAGAAGAGCAUCUAUACACUGCCUUCCAACACUUCGACAAAGACAAUAGCGGAUAUAUCACGACUGAAGAGUUAGAGCAAGCUCUUCGUGAAUUCGGAAUGCAAGAUGGGAACAUCAAGGAAAUCAUCUCUGAAGUUGAUUCUGAUAAUGACGGUAGGAUCAACUACGAUGAGUUCGUGGCAAUGAUGAAAAAAGGGAAUCCAGAAGCUAAUCCGAAGAAGCGGCGUGAUGUAUUUGUUUAACGAUGAAGAAUUGUUUUCAAUGAUCAAAGGACGGGAAAAUAUAUUGAAAGGGAAAAAAAAAAAAGAAAACAGAAAGAAAGAAAGGAAGAAAAUCAUCAUCUAAUAUGACCCUGGUAUGGUCUGAUAAAUGCAUUAGCUCCAAUGUUUGUGCAGAUGUCAGGAGCAUCUUAUGAUCACAUGUACAUUACACACACACAUGCACAUAUAUAUAUAUAUACAUAAGAGAGAAGUGCAGAUUGGGGAUGAGAGUAUAUUUGGGAUGCAUCACGAAGAGAUCUUUGCUCAAGAAUUAUGAUCAGAAAAAUUACUAACGUGAGAAUUGAGGGUUGUGAAAA